AUGCCCAACGAUUUCUUUGGAGACUUUCCUACCCUCAACAUGGAAAGAGUGAAAUACUUGGAGAAUCACAAACAUGCAAAUAAUAAAUCCAGGACUCUCCGAAGAAGAUCCUCACAACCAGCGAAAUCCACACCCGUUGAGAACAUUCCACCGACCCCGAUUGACACCAUGAAGCCGCAUUUGAAUCAUAGUUUAGAGGGACAGGUGGAUUUUCGGUUUGGACCUAUCGAAUUACAUGCGUUGGACACUAGUCUUUCCGUCAAUAAGAAAAAGAAACGCAUGGAGGAAAAAACCACCCAGUUGGGCUAUGGUGUUUUGCACCUUUAUCGCGAUGUGGAGACUGUCUCCGAACAAGAUUUACCAGAUACAAAGAUAGCCAAAGAUGAAUCCCUGAAUAUCGUCUCGGAUCAAGAUACUGUUCUCUGUAUUUUGGCUGUACCUUCUUACAUGUCUUACAAGGACCUGUUGGAUUUCUUGGGUUCUACCAAUUCCAGUAUCACCCACUAUAGAUUUAUAAGAGAUUACUCACCCAACAAAUAUACCGUCUUAUUAAAAUUUGAAAAUCGUCAAUCGGCUUUCGCUUGCUACCAGAAAUUCAAUGGCAGAAGGUUCAAUAUGACAGAGCCCGAGAUUAGUCAUGUUGUAUAUAUACAAUCUAAUACAGUAGAGAGUAUCCUUAUUCCGCCACAAAUGUACCCCUCCUUGAACGAAACGCUCGCUCAGGAUGUAUCUCACAAAAAUACCAUGGCUGAACUACCUACCUGCCCAGUCUGUUUAGAGCGUAUGGAUGAAAGUGUGACAGGAUUAUUAGGGAUUCAGUGCCAUCAUACAUCACAAUGUUACUGUCUUGAAAAAUGGGGAGAAAAUCGCUGCCCGAUCUGUCAAUACUCUCAUAAGCCAGUGUUGACGAUGAAUCACUCUAAAAAACGCACUGUUCUACCGAUAGAAGAAGAAGAGGAGGUGGUUUACCAAUGCUGUGAAUGUGUAUCUACCGAGAGUUUGUGGAUAUGUAUGAUUUGUGGGCAUGUGGGCUGUGGAAGAUAUCAAGAUGCGCAUGCGUACGAUCACUAUAUGGAUACGAAUCAUUUAUAUGCGCUUGAGAUAGAAACACAACGUGUGUGGGAUUAUGUAGGGGAUGGCUAUGUUCAUAAAUUAAUACAGAAUACCAUCGAUGGUGCUAUUGUGGAAUUGCCGCCAAACAGCACGGGGAAUUCAUUGCAUUCAGAGAGAGACGCUGUAUCAAAGCGAAAUUCAAAUCAUGGCAUGAAUCAACAUCCUGAUGGGUCUGGUGGAAGCAGUGUUAGAGAUAGUACAGCACAUCAGACGGGUCAACAAGGAAAACUGGAUUCGAUCUCGGUGGAUUAUUCGUAUAUGCUAUCAUCACAGCUGGAUUCUCAGAGAAUGUACUAUGAGGACCAAUUGGAUGGGCUGACAAGGCAAUUGUCGGAUCUUACGAACCAAAUCAAGAUGGCGUCUAAUGAAAUUAACGAGGCAACGCGUGAGGGAUCGUUAUUGCUAGAAAAGGGGCGAUUAUUGGAUGCUUCGAUCAAUGAUAUUAAAAAAGAAAAGGAAAAAGCUGAUAAAAGAGCAUCCGCUUAUAAAGAUAAAUAUGAAGCGAUGCAGAAAAAUUUAAAUGAAGAAAAAUUGUUAACGAAAUCAUUGAUAAGAAAUAACGGGUUAUUAAAGAAGGACGCGGAAGGAAAGGAUGCCACGUUGAAAGUGCUUGGAGAUCAAGUCAGAGACUUGAUGUUCUUUUUGGAGGCAAGAGAGAAAGGUACAAGUGCAGAUCAAGACAGCCGAUUCAGCAAUAAGGAGAAGAAGCUUUUGAAAUCCAUGUCCUUUCCACCUGAAUAUGAUCAAAAGGUUGAUAUGAAAAAAGUAAAUUUAGACGUUAUUAAACCUUGGAUAAGUAAUAGAAUCACCGAACUACUUGGUUUAGAGGAUGAAAUCGUGAUUGAUUACACUUGCAGCUUGUUAGAAGAAAAGAAUCAAGACCCAAAAAGAAUGCAGAUUAACUUGACUGGAUUUCUGGAAAGCAAUACAAAAAAAUUUGUAACUGAACUUUGGAAUUUAUUACUAAGUGCUCAAAACUCUGUAGGUGGCAUUCCAGCAAUCUUUAUAGAGCAGAAAAAGGAAGAGUUACGUAAAAAGAAAUCCCAGGAAGAUGAAAGAAGAGCUCAGCGUGAUUCCGUCAUGGAUACGAUCCGAAAGAAGACGUCGGAUGAAAUGUCCGACCUAAGAGAAAGCAGCGGAAAGAGAAGAUCUCGCUUUGAUGAACAGAGAGAGAGAAGCAGAUCACCCCCCACCAGACGCUACAGAUCGCGUUCUCGUUCUCGUGAUGAAAGACGUAGCAGACAUUAUCGUGAUGAUCAUCAUUCUAGUCGCAGAGAUGACAGACCUCGUGAAUCCAGAAGAAGAAGAAGUCCUUAA
Mucor mucedo is the source of this 2430-nucleotide messenger RNA. RefSeq lists its product as uncharacterized. Gene Ontology annotation, biological process: mRNA processing; protein ubiquitination; Ras protein signal transduction. Gene Ontology annotation, cellular component: cytoplasm. NCBI's taxonomy places the organism in Eukaryota, Fungi, Mucoromycota, Mucoromycetes, Mucorales, Mucoraceae. Bases 1 to 2430 code for a protein of 809 amino acids. The transcript has 8 exons. Gene Ontology annotation, molecular function: ubiquitin protein ligase activity; nucleic acid binding; zinc ion binding. The record is from RefSeq and is a predicted model, not a curated record.